Cladocopium goreaui is the source of this 3363-nucleotide messenger RNA. The record is from the annotation of a GenBank genome assembly. Lineage: Eukaryota; Dinophyceae; Suessiales; Symbiodiniaceae.
AUGUCAGAGGAUGAGGCUGAGAGAAUCAUCAAGGAGAUGUCCAAGCCAAGUGCAGAAGCAGCUGGUCACAGUGACUCAGAAUCGACAUGUGAUGACGCUAGCAGCAACAGCAGCAGCAGCAGUGAGGACAAAGAUGGAAGUGGAGAUGAGGAUGAAGCAACAGAAAGCGAAGGUGAAGUUUCAGAAGAACAGUCUGAAGAUAGCUCGGACUCAGAGGCAGAGCAAGUGCAGGAAGAUGAAGGCAGUUCGGAUGAAGAGACUGUAGAUGGGAGCGACACUGAAGAAGAAGAAGAAGCUGAGGAUGCAAAGAAAGGUGCCAUGGCGAAGAAAGCGCAGUCUGAGGCUGAGGAGAGCGACAGCGACAGCUCCGAUGAGAGUUGUGGAGAGCCUGAGGUGACAAAGAAGAUUGCAGCCACCAAGACACCCGAGGUGAACAAGCAGGAUGAGCCGAAGAAGAAUUACAAGAAGAAGGCAGGACAGGAAGAGAAGAACACAAAGAAAAGCAGCAAGAAAGAAGAUAAGAAAGAGAAGAAAGAAAAGGCUUCAGCUGCUAAGACUACGGAAGACGAGAAAAAACAAAAGACAAAGAAAACGAAGGAAAGCAAGACCAAGCCCACAGAGGAGCCUUGUCUGAAGAUCGAAGACCAGAAGGACCAGGAGAAGAAACGAGGCAGAGGCAAGGACGAUGGCAAGUCAAAGGAGAAAGUGACUUCGAAGCGUUCCAAAGACAAGGGCGACCAAAAUGAGACAGGAGGGCAUGAUGCAUCAAAGCUGGCUGUGGUGGAAGCCAAUUUGGCAAAGACUGCGGCACCGACUUCUGAAGAAGCGAAAGGCAGCAGCAGCAGCAGCACUGAGGACAAGAUCAACUCCAGCACGCACCACACGGAGUAUCUGCGAUACAGGAGGUGGAUUCGAAACGGCAAAAGGUUUCCUACUGUGCUUGGAUCCCGGUUGACAACGGAGGAGGGGCGGGCAAGCCUUUUUGUCGACUGGGUCAAGUGCGGAGGCGAUGUGGACUCCAUCAUAUGCAAGCACGAACAAAGCCUGACUGAGUCCAGAUCUUCACAGGUGAAGUAUGGAUUUCGCUCAGAAAGGUGGCUCAAUGAGAAGUACGGGGAGGAGAAGGCAAAGCGUAUAGUUGGUCGAAAGACCAACUUGGGGCUUUUGAUCCCUGACCCAGAGGAGCCCGAGGACAACCUCUACUUCUGCCUCAUCGACAUCGACCUGAAAAACAUCAACGAGCUCAAGAGGGUGACAAGCUUGGAGGCCAAAGGACAGGUAAGUGCCGAAAUGGUGAAGGCAUUCACCGAAGCCGGAGGAGUCUUAGAUGGAAGCGCUCUGAAGGGUGACAUGUCUGGGAAAGAAGGCAUGAGCAAAGCAGUCUCGUUCAUGGGGGCCGUGGGCAAGACCGGACAAGCACAGGGGACAGGGAAGGCUGCAAGAAGGAAUGGGAAAGCCAACAAGGGGAACUCAGACAGUGCUCCGGCAAAGGAAGUCAAAGCAGAAACACCGCAGAGCAAAGCGAAGACUCUGAUCACCAAAGUGCUGAAAGAUGCAAACACCUGCAGGGACCUGGCAUUCCGCUUGAAGCCGCUGGAGAUGUCCGAUCAGUUGAUCAACCAGCUGAAAGCGCUUCAAAGUGGAUUGGAGAAGCAGGCACGAGCACUUCAAGAUCUCAUCAACCAGGACAAGAACAAAAUGAAACAUUACACGCCAGUCAUGGAGGAGAUCGCAAAUCUCAACCAGCUGGCCAAGAACAAGGUUGAGUUGGGCAAAGCUUUGUUGCGCGCUGCUGAAAAGGCAACCAAGGGUUCUGAGGAGAAGGCCAAGGAGCCAGACUUCUCAGAGAUCAUUCUGACUGCGCUUUGGCUAGCCUACUCGCAUCAUGGUCUGCAACAGCAGGGCAUGAAGAACGCAGUUUUCAGAGGUGGUAUGAGAAACAUGCCAAUAUUCCCUUGGGUACUGUCUCGAUACCACACCUUGUGGAAUGUGAAAGCCCUGAAGGACUAUUGGCGCCACAUGGAGGGCCAGGAGUUCAUCGAAUCGCUGGAUUUGAGUCAACCCGACAAAACAGUCCCAUUGGUGUGGCAUGUGGAUGGAGUGAAGGUCUACAAGAACCAAAAGAUAUGGGUGUAUAGUUACUCUUCCAUGCUGCGAAAGAAGGGAAACUCAUUUGAAAACAAAACUGUGCUUGCGAUCAUUCGGGACUCUGCUGUGUCCAAGCCACGCACGCAUGAUGCAAUGGGCAAGGUCAUUGCAUGGAUUUGCAAAACACUUCAAACUGGAAUUUAUCCUGUUACAGACUGGAAAGGGAAUCCAUGGCCAGCUGGUUCAACGGAGUCGCAAAAUGCUGGGAGCUACUUCUCUGCAGAUCGAUGGCGUUGCUGUUUCUCAGCAUUCAAAGGAGAUCUAGAAGCAAGGGUGCAGAUUCACAAAAUGAUUCGCAACUACAUGGCCAACAUGAUUUGCGAGCAUUGCCCUGCUGGAAAACUUCUUUCUUACGCUGACUUCAAGAAGGAUGCACCAUGGUCCACGGUGAGGUUUUCUCAUCAAGACUUUUUGGAUUUGAAUCCCCCUGGUCGGCAAUCUGCAUGGGUGGACGUGCCUGGAUGGCGAAAAGAACGCAAUCUUGAGGACAGAUUUCUUUUGGUAUGCGCGUGGUUGGAGAAAGAUUUGCUACACACACUACAUCAAGGUGUCAGUCUUUGUGCAAUCGCUGCAUUGGUUACUGACCACUACAACUGCAAGCAUCCUGGUCAAACGCUGCAAGAUUUGGAACGAUGCCUGCUGCAAGCAUACAAGCAUUACCGUGCAUGGUGCAAAACGAAAAAAAAUUCUGGUAGCAGCCUGCGUUUUAAUUUGAACCGCUUUGGAAGGGACGGGUGGAAAAGCAUGCCAGAGCUGUCGACGCAAUACAAAGCGAGCACAGUGAAAUACAUGCAGUAUUGGCUGCAUGACUUUCUCAUGGAUGAGCCGGAAGUGCCACAUUCAGCAGACCGUCGCCAUUGUUCCUAUUCUUUGGCAAUGUUUCAAUACAUGCUUGACACCCACAGUGAAUGGUUCACUCAAUGUCAGGCAGACCGUACUGCGCAAUUUGGUUACAGCUUUCUGCUGUUCUACCAGAAGUUAGCAGUUCGAUCCAGGUCAGAACCCAGGAACAACUACAAGAUUGUCCCGAAAUUCCACUACUUUUUUCACAUGCAAGAGUACAUUGAAGAAACCCUUCGGAAUGUCAGGCAUUGGUUGGGAAAGAUCGCAUCCCGAUGUCAUGCCAACACGAUGGAAAGAACGUGCCUUCACAGGUACCGGGUCAUGCUCGACCUUUUCUUGGCUUCCGGGCUCAAUGAAGAUGACCCGGAAUGA